Molecule: messenger RNA, 7290 nt
Organism: Bacidia gigantensis
Lineage: Eukaryota; Fungi; Ascomycota; Lecanoromycetes; Lecanorales; Ramalinaceae
Exons: 1
Coding region: 1-7290 (2429 amino acids)
Cellular component (GO): cytoplasm
Source: RefSeq, a predicted model, not a curated record
AUGGCAAGCUUGUCCAAACGCCUCGAUGGCCUUUCGGGUCAAUCGGGGAAGUCGGGUAUUGAACGCAUGCAGACCUCGAAUCGCAAUAACAAUGGGAAGAGCGCCGAAAGGAAGAGCGGUCUCUCGUCGGCGCCGCUGGCCAUUGGGGGUGGGGGCGCCCUGAAAGCUCUCAAUCAAUCGCCACAGAUAACGCCGCUCAACGGCUCCAUGUCCUUCUCUAUCCCAGUCCCGACCUCUGCCUCGCGCUCCGCUGCCGCCACGCCGAGUCUGGCACUGUCGUACAGUUCAGGUCAAGGCAAUGGCCCCUUUGGCCUCGGAUGGAAUGUGCAAGUGUCAGAAAUCAGUCGCAAGACUGCCAAUACAAUCCCGCGAUAUGCAGAAUCUGAUACUUUUGUACUCUCUGGCUACGAUGACCUCGUGCCUACAGAGAGUAAGUAUGAGCAGCCGCCCGCGUCUAGUGAUUGGACGGUUCGGAGAUUCAGGCCGCGAAUAGAUCCGCAGAAUCUCAGAAUCGAGCAAUGGAGUAAUAAGACGAAGAAGUCAGAUGUGUAUUGGCGUACAAUCACAGGGGACAAUACUACGACGGUGUAUGGAGACUCUGCCUUCUCUAGAGUGGCCAGUAAAGCUAUGGACGGAGACCUGACACCGCCAAAAACAUUUUCAUGGCUGUGCAGCAAAGUCUAUGAUGCCACAGGCAACUGCAUGGAAUUCACAUACAAACCUGAAGACGGUGCCGGGCUUGAGGACCCUAACAACAAGAUGUCCAAGGCGCAACGAGACAGAGCUUCAGCUUAUGGGUCGAAGUUGUACCUGAAGUCCAUCAAGUACGGUAACAGAGCCGUAAAUCGAGAUCUGAAAACAUGGAAAGUAUCAACCGAGCCAAUGCAAUACCUCUUUCAGGUAAUCCUUGAUUACGGUGAGCAUGACCAGGACAACCCCAAAACUACCGAUUCAAAGCCUUGGUCGUUGAGAGGAGAUUGCUUCUCGCGUUUCAAUAGUGGCUUUGAGCUACGAACACAGCGCUUGUGCCGACGACUGCUCAAUUUCCACCUCAUGCCCGAAUCAGACACACUUGGACGAGCAGAGAGUCUCGUCUCCUCCGUCUCGUUGGGGUAUCAAGAGUCAAAGCAUGCCACGAAGCUCAUGUCUGUGAGAAUUGAAGGACACACUGUGACAGAUGGUGGCCACGAACGUUUGGCUAUGCCUCCAUAUCAAUUCACUUACCAAGAAACCCCGCUGACGAAGACUUUGGAGACAAUGACCGUGAAUGUUGCCAAGAUUAACAAUCUGCCCGGCGAGCGCCCAAGUGAAAAGGUCGAUUGGGUAGACUUUGACGGAGAGGGUAGUCCUGGUUUGUUAAGCAUGUCAAAUUCAUAUGGCUGGCAAUAUCAACGAAAUGAAAAUGCAUUAUCAGGAGAUGCUCGUGGCGGUUCCUUUUCAAGACCCCAAGUUAUCAACCCUAGACCCAACACUGGCACAGAUUGGGUACUGCAAGACCUUGACGGAACUGGAAAGCUGGACCUUACCUCCCUACAAGAACCAGGAUAUUACGAGAGGGGAGCGUCAAAUGACUGGGGUCACUUUCAAAACUACCCCUCGUGGCCUGUUGUCAACACAGCAGACGAUUUUGCUUUCAGAAUGGACGUCACAGGCGACAGCCUUCUUGACAUUGUUCACCUAGAUGUCACCAACAGUCAAGUCAUCUGGCUUCCAUCCUUAGGAAAGAAGGGAUUUGGACCUCCUCAGCGAGCGACAGGGGCUUUCGGCAUCGCUUUGCUGGGCGAGAAAGACACUUCAAAUAUGAUCACCACCGCAGAUAUGACUGGUGAUGGGUUAUCCGACAUAGUCUCUAUCUCCAAUGGGUUGAUCUCCUAUUGGCCAAAUCUUGGGUACGGUCGGUUCGGGGACGAGAUCGUUAUGAUGAAUUCGCCCGUAUUCGAUCUCGCUGAUCGGUUCACCACGGAGCGCAUGCGACUUGCUGAUGUAGAUGGCUCUGGUACUUGCGAUAUCAUAUACUUUCCUCAAAGGGGAGGCGCGAUCUGGUAUGCUAAUCAGUCGGGUAAUGACUGGGCCGGCGGGCAAGCAAUAGCCAACUUUCCCUUUCUCCAAUCCUUAGACUCUGUGUCUGUAGUGGAUCUACUGGGUAACGGGACUUCCUGUCUUGUUUGGUGUGGCAGUGGCCAGACUACUGGAAGGCCGACCUUUCAUUUCGUUGACUUGACCAAAGGACUCAAGCCUCACUUACUUUCCACGAUUACGAAUGGCUUCGGUCUCAAGACAACCGUUCAGUACAAGCCAUCAACUUCGUACUACCUAAAUGACAAUUUGAAAGGCAACAAAUGGAAAAGAUCACUCCCGUUUCCCAUUCAGUGUGUGGAAAGAAUUACGAUUAUAGACGAGAUCACUUCAACCUCAAGACAGACGCGAUACGAAUACCAUGACGGGUAUUACGACAUGUCCGAGCGCGAAUUCUGUGGUUUCGGUGCGGUAGAGACCUGGAUACGAGAUUCGUUCCCAGCCAUCUCGUCGCGCAAAGCCUUUUCAACGCCUGAAAAACACUCCAAGACGUGGUUUUACACCAAUUCUGAUUCUCCUCAAGCACUUCUUGGGACCGCCUUCAAGCGUCAGCACCAAGCGUCCUGUCAUAUACCAAAAGAUCUAGAUGGCAAUGACGCCCCAUCGGCCAGCAGAGCUUUGAACGGGAGCAUACUUCGUGAAGAGAUCUAUGGACAUGAUACGACACAGCAGACGCCCAUACCUUUGACCGUACAUGAAUUUGGCUAUACGUCGCGAAAGUUGCAAUCGGGCGACAAAUCACCAGCAGUGUUCGCAUCAGCGCCUAGAGAGACCGUAAACUUCUACUACGAAGGACAGUCGGAUAUUCCACCACGCAUUGAACAUAGUAUCUCGCCGCUGUACAAUGAGUAUGGAGAUCCGAUACUGUCCGUCACGAUAGCAUAUGGGCGGAUUCCAACAGCCACGGAUACUUCUCAGGUGGCUCUUAGCCAACAGGCCAGCAUUGUACGAUGUCAGGAGAUACAUUACACGAACUCAGUUGAUGAUCUUGAUAACCUACGCACGCCCCUUGUGUGCUCAUCUAGAUCUUACCACCUGUCAGAUUCGCCCAAAGACUUUGUGGCAGCCGAGCAGAUCGUAUCGGAUUUAGUUGUCCAUCGCAAAGCUGUGAAAUUGACGAACUUGGGGAAAGCUUCUGACCAUCCAGCCAGCUCAACUUUGAUCGCCGAGUCUCGUGUGUUUUUCAAAGACAAUGAGCUGAAAACAGUCCCUACAAUUGGUAGAUUGGAAGCUUUCUCGAUAGUCGAUCGCAGCUACGAUUUAGCGCUGGAUCAGAAUUCUCUCAAAACCAUUGUGCCAAGCGAAGACACCGAAUUCGACAGAAAGUUGCGCUUGGAAGUACUCCCCAAAUCUGGUUAUAUUAAUCUAGACUCUGAUGACCGCUGGUGGGUCAUGUCGAGCACGAUAUCGUACUCGACAUCCUCAGGACAGGCAGAUGAGCUGGCGCUCGCACGAGCAUCAUUCUAUCGCCCCAUCCGCACUCUCGACGCUAUGAACAGUGUUUCUACUACCAAAUGGGAUACUUACUGGCUGCUUCCCACUGAGAUUACAGAUGCCGUCAAGAACUCAUCGAAGACUCUUUACGACUACAAUCGCCUGCUACCGAGACAAAUUGAGAAUGCAAACGGAAACCGGCGCCAGACGAUAUAUGAUUGUCUGGGUGAGCCUAUCGCCUUCGCCGUAUUGGGGAAGAGUAGUGAGCAAGUAGGUGAUAGUCUCGUAGGAUACAGUAGACCUAUCACGGAUAUACUUGGUCUCUUGCAAGCUGGUAAUCUUGAUGGUCUUCGCGCGUUCAUUCGUGACGCAGGUAGUAUUACGGUGGUCGAUCGGAAGCGUUUCGCCCAGACAUCGCAAGCGACUAGCGGCAACGUCACUCCUGCCUUCAAGGUAGAUAUCUCAAGAGAUAAGCAUUUUCGCAAUGGGGAGGCGCAACUUUCUGUAGCUGUGACAUAUCUAGAUGGCUCUGGAGCUCCUUAUCAAGCAACAUCCAUUUCUAGAACGUUCAGUGGUGGUGUCUCAUGGCAUAAUGUCAUCUUUCCUAUCUGUGAUCUCAGCGGAGUGCCAACCAUGGACUUUGCGCCAUUUUUUGGCAAUUCUUGUGCUUUCAUACCACCAACAAAGAUCGCUGGCGCCAUCACCCAUUACCUGACUGAUACACUCCAAAGACAAAUUGGUAUAUUCCAUCCAGAUCAUACUUGGUCCCUCACUCGAUCCCUCCCUUGGGAGGUACAGACUCGCUCGGAAAGCCGCACUCUCAAGAUUGACCCGAAGCAAGACGCAACUGUUGGCCCUUACAUCCGACUCCUACCUGAACAAUCCUACUCUCCCUCCUGGUUUGAAGAGAAAAUGAAAAAUGAAAACACUAAAGUGGCAGCCCAGAGGUCCUCUGACUAUGGCGACAAGCCAAUCACUACCUAUUCGGAUGCUAUUGGAAGACCAAUAGCCACUUCUCAAAAGCUAGGCAGCCAGGAGCUUGUCUCAACCGUCAAAUAUGAUCGCGCGGGCAACCUUCGAUCCAAAUCCGAUGCACGACAGCGGCUUGCAGAAGUCAAUGAGUAUGACUACAAUGGACAAUGCGUGCUUACAAAAUCAAUGGACUCGGGCGAAAAGUGCCAGCUCGUCAAUUUCCGGGGGCAGCCAAUUUUUGCCUGGACUAAUCGCAAAACUCGGUUUCGAUACGAGUACGAUGAGAUUGGUAGGUUGACUAAGGUCUUUCAGAGGAAUUUGGGUCCCGAAAUCCUCGCCGUGAAGAACCUUUACGGCGAAGGAGAGACGAAUGCGUCGGCGCGUAACCUAUGGGGUCAGUUGGUCACCAGUCUGGACCAGGCUGGAGUGCAGAAGUAUCUUGAAUUCGACUUCAAGUCCAAUUGCACACAAAUAUCCUUCGAAGUCGCGUCAGACUAUCGCAACACCCUCGACUGGUCUGUCCAGAAUGAACUUCUUCCCGAAGUGUACAAGAACGCAAUCGAGUACGAUGCCCACGAUCGAGUCCGUUCAGAAACUGACUCCCAGGAUAACACAUCUUACAGAGAGUACAAUCGCAUGAGUCAAGAAAUAUCUGCCGGAUGGAAAAGCCCUAAUUCUCAGCCGAAGGAUUAUAUCUCCCAAAUUGUAUAUACACAAUUUGGUGAUACUAGUACCUUCAAAUAUGGCAACGGCUGCAUUGCCGACUUCUCUCACGAUAGAGUCACUGGGAAUCUCAUGCAACGUAAAUUCGCGUCAGGCGCAGUAGUACUUCAAGACACCGGCUUUCAAUACGAUUGCGAAGGCCGCAAGGUGCAAGUAGAGAACAAAGCAGCAGAAUUACAGUAUCUUACAGGCAAGGUUGUCAAGCCAAUCUCAGAAUACACAUAUGAUCCACUUGGGCGCCUGAUACGAGCUACUGGCCGUGAAUGGGUAGAUACCCAAGCAAAAGCUACACGCAGCCCUUCGACACAACCGAAGGUACUAAAAGCACCUGUUGAAGGUAGCCAACUACGAAAUUACCAAGAGAUCUAUGACUACGAUGAUGCAGAUAAUCUUGCUUUACUCAAUCAUGAAAUCCAAAACGACCCAGCAAUCCCAGGAUGGCAAAAGAAGCAGAUUUAUGAAGAGAAAAGCAUUUUGGAUGCCGCAACACCAAGUAAUCGCCUAUCACGCAUAGAAAUUGCUGGACUCACCGAAACGUAUACUUACGAAGGGAUCUCCGGCGAACAAGGCUGCGUGACCAAAGUCGGGCCCACAACUCUAACAUGGGAUGUGAACGGCCUCUUACGCAGCACCACCCAACAAGCCAUUCGAGACAGCAUUCCAGAGACAACAUGGUACGUCUACAACAGCAGCGGCAAUCGAAUCCGCAAAACCACCGCCCGCCCUUCUACAGACCCUUCCAAACCACAAGUGAUGCGGGACACACUCUUCCUGGGCAACCUCGAGAUCCAACGCAGCUUUACCCCCUCUCCCUCUCCAUCCUCACCCCUCCAACUCGAGCGCGAGAAACACAAACACACCCUCUCAGCAGCCGGCGCCGUCGUACUGCUCGAAACCAGCAAAACCCCCGCAUCCUCCCCGCCUUUAGCGCGAUAUCAAUUCCCCGGCGGCCUCGAAACAGACGACACCGGUAAAAUCCUCUCAUACGAAGAAUACUCCCCCUUCGGCAUCUCCACAUUCCUAGCCACCACCACCACCACCGCCGAGACUGACAUUCCCUCAAACCACCGCUUCGCCUCCUACGACCGCGACGCCGAAACCGGCCUCUCCCACUGCGGUCUGAGGUACUACUCCCCGUCCCUCUCACGCUUCCUGUCCCCCGACCCACUCGGUUCCAUCGACAGCACGAACCUGUACCUCUACUGCGGCGCGGACCCGAUCAAUUUUCGUGACCCUUCCGGCACCGUGGGGGAAGAAGUAGAAACGCUGGCGCCGCAGCCCGUAAAGCCCGGCAGCAGUAUUGGCACUUUCUUUUCUAAACUUUUUAAGCGUGGGAAUGCGGUCAAGCCCGACAAAGCCGCGAAGGUGCCGGUGCCGUACGACGGGCGCGACCCAGACGUGCAAAUGCAUUACACGACGGGCUGGGGCGGGAUUAAGGAGGUGAAUUAUCGAAAACGGCCGCCGCCGUCGCUGCCGUACGACCACAGUGCGCACCAAGCAUCGUUGACGGCUUUUGACACGACACCGCCGACGGCGCCGGGCGUCCUUUACGGCCCACAAACCCAAUCCCCUACAUACAAAACUCUCAAGCGCGGGAACGCGAUCAGAGAUGCGAAAUUGCCGGAAACGGCGCCCCCGACGUAUAGUGGUAGAGACCCUGAUGUGCAGAUGCAUUACACGAUAGGCUGGGGCGGGAUUAAGGAGGUGAAUUAUCGCAAACGCCCGCCGCCGGUGCAGGAGUAUGAUCAUGCUAAGCAUCAGGCAUCUUUGAUGGCGUUGCCGACGACGGCGCCGAGCUAUCCCGAGAUGGGGACGGUGGGGAAGGUGGGAAGGGAGGAGUUGAGGAGGGGUGGGGCGAUUUUUGAAACCGGGGUUGGGGUGGGGGGGAGUAAGAGCGCGGGUGUGAAAGGGGGUGGGAUGGGGACGGGAAUGGGGAUGGGAGGGACGGGAAUGGGAGGGGUGGGAGGGGUGGCGAGUACGGGGAUUAAGGUGGCGAAGUUCUCGGCGGGGUUUGGGGGUGGAGGUGGAGGGAGGGGAGGGGCGCCAAGUCUUUCUACCACGUCGCCUGGGGCUGCGUUUUAUUGA